This is a messenger RNA of Homalodisca vitripennis (glassy-winged sharpshooter), 1378 nucleotides long. It is a transcript of the gene tzn, whose product is annotated as hydroxyacylglutathione hydrolase, mitochondrial. Bases 341 to 1288 code for a protein of 315 amino acids. NCBI's taxonomy places the organism in Eukaryota, Metazoa, Arthropoda, Insecta, Hemiptera, Cicadellidae. Gene Ontology annotation, molecular function: hydroxyacylglutathione hydrolase activity. The transcript is spliced from 10 exons. The record is from RefSeq and is a predicted model, not a curated record.
UUAAUUUCAUUUCAUAUAGUCAGUGUUUUAUUUGAUCUUUGCUUCCAUAAUUAAUUAUUAUAAAUGUAUCAGUCCCAUAAUAAAUUCAAAUUUGCCACAUAUCUCACAUAAAAAGUACAGUUUACCUCGCUUCGUCUAAACUAUUAGUAUUGCUGCUAUGUUCAAUGUCAUGGGAAUGUCAACAAACGAAUCAAUAGAUUUUUGUUUACUUUGAUUGCUUCAGUGUUUGGUUAUGUUGUGUUGACAGUAAAGUUGACACUUACGACAUAUGAUUGAUAACAGUAAUAUUGUGACGAACUCUUGAAGAGUGUGGAGCCUUCAACCUUAUGAGUGGGCUGUAAUGUACAAUCAGUUGGUGAGAGCUUUACCAAACGCCGUAUCCCAAGGUCUACUAGCCACAUAUUGUCGAGUUGGUGCGUGGGCAGCAGCUCAAAGAAGAGAAGAUAAAUUUCAUUCAGCGCCUAGGUUGGUAGUACUUCCCGGAAUGGAUGUCAAAAUCAUCCCUGCCCUUCAAGACAACUACAUGUAUCUAAUAGUGGAUGGAGAGACUAAGGAGGCAGCUGUAGUGGAUCCUGUAGAACCGGAGAAUGUCCUGGCAGAACUUAAAGGAAAAGACGUGAAGCUGACCAAGAUCCUGACUACUCAUCACCACUGGGACCAUGGAGGAGGUAACAACAAGUUACUGAAAGUUCAUCCUGAACUACCCGUGUAUGGUGGUGACAACAGGGUGGAGGGCCUGACUACGAUGGUUGAGGAUGGUGACAAGUUGUUCAUCGGAAAUCUUGAAGUAGAAUGUCUUCAUACUCCUUGUCACACAAAAGGCCACAUUUGUUAUGUUGUCAAACCAAAAAACCAAUCUCAAGCAGUGUUUACAGGAGACACUUUGUUUAUUGCAGGAUGCGGUAGAUUUUUUGAAGGCACUGCAAACCAGAUGUAUGACAAUUUGUACAAAAAGCUUGGAUCAUUACCAAAUGACACGAGGGUUUUUUGCGGCCAUGAAUACACAUAUGCGAACCUCAAGUUUGCCUCAACAGUGGAUCCUAACAAUCAGGCAGUCGCAACAAAACUGGAGUGGUCAGAGAAAAUGAGAGCAGAGAGGCAACCAACAGUUCCCUCUACCAUUGGGGAAGAGAAGGAGACAAAUCCUUUCAUGAGAGUUGAUACGGCAACUAUCCAGACAAGAUCAGGGUCAACAGAUCCUAUCAAGACUAUGGCUCAUAUCAGGAAGGAGAAGGACAAUUUCAAGAACAAGGCGAGAGAAUCUCAGUCAAGAGGAAAGAAAUCAUGAGCAUUAACUGUAUCUUCUUUUUUAAUGUGGAAGAUUUAUGAAAUGUGUAUUGCGUAAAUUAUUUGUAAAAAUAAAUUAAAUACAGUGAUA